Messenger RNA from Cooperia oncophora, 348 nucleotides. Lineage: Eukaryota; Metazoa; Nematoda; Chromadorea; Rhabditida; Trichostrongylidae. The record is from the annotation of a GenBank genome assembly.
AUGCGGCGGCGUGGUCUGCAGUACUUUGUGUUAGCACUGAUUGAUGUCGAAGCGAACUAUAUGAUCGUGUACGCAUACCAAUUCACGAAUCUCACCAGUGUACAGCUACUCGACUGUUCUACAAUUCCAAUGGUAUUGCUGCUCUCCUGGCUAUUUCUCUCGGUUCGUUUACCAGCUAGUUUUCCAGGUGUUUGUAUUUGCUUGGUAGGCAUUGCGUGUCUGAUAUGGGCUGAUAUACUCGACGGAAAAGGAAGCAUAGGAGGUAUUUCAAACACUGUAUUUUCUUGGGACUCAAUAGAUUUGUCUCUAGACCUCGCAAGGAACACGAUCACGUUUCAUAUGGCGUGA